AUGUCGUGCGAAGCCUGCCGUACCAUUCCACCUGUCACACCCCAAGGCUAUAUCCCUCAAGGCCGGUACGAGACCCUCGCGGGUCUCAACACAUAUGUCGCCGGAAAAACAGAUGCACGGAUUGGUCUUGUAGACAUCUACGGUGUUUUUGGGAUGGCCAGUCAAACUGUCCAAGGCGCCGAUCUCCUGGCGGCCCGGCUAAACGCUGUGGUGCUCAUUCCGGAUUUCUUCGGUGGGGAACCCUUGAAACAUGAAAACGUGCCCGCCAACACGGAGGAGAAGAAGCAGAUUAUUGCAGAAUUCCUGGCUCACAAAGCAAAUGUCACUCGCAAUGUUGGGGUGGUGACAGAGGCCGUUCAGGAAUAUCGCACGCGAUUCCCAUCAAUCAGCAAAUGGGGAGCCUUUGGUUUGUGUUGGGGUGGAAAAGUAACAGUUCUCGCGUCUGGUCCUAACACUCCGUUCGCUGCGUCCGGUCAAGUGCAUCCUGGUAUGAUGAAUGUGGCUGACGCGAAGGCGCUGUCAAUCCCUCACAUCGUGUUGGCCUCUAAAGAUGAGCCCGUGGACGCGGUCGCAGAUUAUACGGACCUGCUUUCCAAGAAUGACAAGACGGGCCUAGUUGAAACCUAUUCCACCAUGUGGCACGGAUGGAUGGGUGCCUGGGCAGAUCUUGAGAAGGAGGAAAGUCAGGCUGAAUAUGCUCGUGGGUAA
Molecule: messenger RNA, 708 nt
Organism: Penicillium canariense
Lineage: Eukaryota; Fungi; Ascomycota; Eurotiomycetes; Eurotiales; Aspergillaceae
Exons: 4
Coding region: 1-708 (235 amino acids)
Molecular function (GO): hydrolase activity
Source: RefSeq, a predicted model, not a curated record